UGAAAAGUCGUUAUGCUGUACUACAUGAGGGGUAAAACUUGCAUCUUCCUGUCUGCGACACGAAAUGGAGAUUGUCGUUGAAGUUUUCUUUUCUUUUAUGUACAGUGUCACUGGGGGAUAUUAACUUUUUUCGCGAAAUUUUGUAUUUUAUAUUUUAACAAUUUGUGAGCAAAUACAGAAGUUGCAGUUCUUAAAAAUGGGGACCAGAUCAAAGGACAGAAUUAAAGCAAUGAUUAGUAAAGAUAUUUCAGAUAUUCAUAAUCGUUGCAUGGAAGUUAAAAAAUCUAUUAAUGACAAUCUUGACGAAACCUUGGAUUAUUUACGUGCUUUAAUUGCUCAAAUACCACAAUCAACAUCUGGUCCUCUGAUUGCAAAAACUCCGAAGGUGUUAAGGAAAAGGGGAAUGCAACGUAUUGAAACCAUACCAGAAAAUGAAAUUAUUGAUAUUACUAAUGUAACAUCAGAUUUUACUACAACAGACAUAAAAGGAGAAAAUAAAGAUUCACAUGUAGAACAUGCAGAAGAAUUAAUGCAUGGUCGAACAAAGCGAGUAGCUUCAAAAAAAGCAGCAGAUAAUAUUAAGAAGCAGCAAUCAAUGUCUCUUAGUUCAAAACUACGAAGACCAUCUUCAAUUUUUGAUAAUAAUGAUGUAAAAAAGAAAAAGCGUGAAAGCCGAGCCAAGAGAAAGAAAUCUACUGUAAGCAGUUCGGAUGAAGAAAGUACGAAAGCUCCUGCAAAAAUUACUAAAGUAGAAGAAACAAUUCUAGUAGAAAGUGUUCCAGAAAAAGUAGUAAAUACAAAUGUAGAAAAGAAUCCUUCUACAGAAGAAAACACAAUCCAAACAGAAAAUAGAGUUAAACAGGAAAAUAUUGAAUCAUCCAAAAGAUCUUCAAUGACAACACGAAGUAGUAGUAGAAAGAGAACUUUCUCUCAGACUCAGAACCAGAAGAGUAAAAAAUCUGAUAUUGCUGAUGACACAGUUAUUGCACCUACAACAAAUGAAAUUGAAGAACCAUCAAUGUAUGAGGAUGCAAUUGAAAAACCUAUGCCUAUAAUGAAUUCCACUAUGAAUUUCAAUUCUACUUAUACUCUGCAAAAAAUGAUAAAUGCAACAGUAGUUUUGGAACCUUUAUCUGCAAUAAAGUUAAAUGAAACUGUUACAGUUAAUAAAAAGAUAUCCAAUAGUACAGGGGAGAAAACAGUUCAAUCAAAUGGUAAAUCGAAAUCACCUAGGCUUCCCUCAAAAACCCUGCUGGUCAGGUUGGACCAAAUAAAAGAUGCUUUAGUAAAUAAGGAGUUCGACGAGUUACUCACAGAAGACGAAUCAUCUCCUGAAAUAAAGAAACCUAGACAAAAUACAAAAUACCAAAAGAAAAUAUUGAAAUCCAAUGUGUCAAGUGAAGAUGAGAUUCUAAAUACUCCAAUGAAACCAACUUUAAAGGAACUGAAUGCGGGCCCAGCAUUCCAGGAAAUAAAGAAUACGUAUAAAUCAAAUGCUCUAUUCAGUCCAUAUGCUAAGGAAUCUGUGAAGAAAAGAGUUGAAGCAUUCGAGCAAGUAGGUAUGAAUAGUCCAAAACCCACUGCUGACGUCGAUGUUCCAACUAGAGUAACCAGAACAAAAACACGAGCGCAAGCAGCUCAGGCAGCGCAAGCAGAAAUUACGGAAGAUACAAAAACCACAGAGAAAACAAUUGCUCAUAAGUUAGCGCGAAAAUCACUUGCAAAAGCUAAAAAAAUUUCACUAGCAAAACAAGUUAAGGAUACUGAUGAAUACAAAGAGAACAAAGUUCAAGCAAAAUCAAAAACUCUUUUGGAGAAAGUGAAUUACAAACCACAAAAAACAACUCCAUUAACUAAAACAAAAAUUCAAUUACCGUCCUCUGUUAGUCGUAUUCCACAAACUCCAAAUAAUCAACCGAAUCAUGUAAAGGCUUUAAGCGCUACACGUACUAACAUUAUUACAUCAAUGGACUCAUUCCUCCAAUCUUCAAAACCAGUUAAUACCCGUAGUUCGACUGACAAGACAGAAGAUAAAAGGAGGAAACCAAAUGAUGAUGAUGCUAGAAAAAAACGUGAGGAAACAUUAAGACUUGUAACAGAAGAAAAGAGAAGGAAGAGGCAGGAGAAAGAACUGAAAAAUAAAUUGGCGAGGGAAGCAAAAGAAAAACAGGAUAUGGAGAAACGACAAAAAGCUGAAAGGGAAAGGGAAGAAAAAGCACGUUUAGCUCAACAAAUGAUGGAGAAACAGCGUGAAGAAAUGGAGAAGAAACGUCUAGCUCAAUUACAGCGAGCACAGGAGAAAGAAGAAAAAAGAAGACAAGAAGAACAAUUACGUUUACAACGUUUACAAGAACAGGAAGAAGCGGAACGUAUAUUAGCAGAGCAAAGACGUCGUGAACAAGAAGCUGAAAAACGAAAAGAAGCCGAAGCAAGAUCUCAACAACAGACUGCAGCUGAAGCAAUGAAAGUUAAAAAUCAAAUUGUAACACAGUCAAAGUAUGGACACAAAUAUCACGGCCCAACAAAUUAUAUUUUGGAUAGUGAACCUGACGAGGAUGAAUCAGAUGAUGAAUCUAAACCAAAGCAUGUAAUUCCGUAUUGGGCACAUCCACAAGUACGCAAAGCUCAACUCGCAAUGCAACGAUACAUUCCCGAUAAGGCAAUUUUUGCAUUUUUCGGCAGUAGAAAAUGUACACCGGAUUUGGCGGAAAUAUUCCAAGGUAUAGAUAAGAGUAGAUUAAAACGUACGUCUAGUGCAAUUUGGAGGACACCACCACGGUUUUCAAUGAUAGGAUCUGAGAGGGUAUAGUUUAUUGAAUUUAUUGUUGCCAAUUCCACGUGUUUACAAUAAGAGUGCCUGUAAUAUAAUAUAAACUGUUAUAUCAUAUUAGCAUUAAAAUGAAAUAUUCCGAUUGAUAUAUUAAGGAA
Megachile rotundata (alfalfa leafcutting bee) is the source of this 2928-nucleotide messenger RNA. It is a transcript of the gene Incenp, whose product is annotated as Inner centromere protein. Gene Ontology annotation, biological process: mitotic cytokinesis; meiotic spindle midzone assembly; metaphase chromosome alignment. Gene Ontology annotation, cellular component: midbody; meiotic spindle midzone; kinetochore. NCBI's taxonomy places the organism in Eukaryota, Metazoa, Arthropoda, Insecta, Hymenoptera, Megachilidae. The record is from RefSeq and is a predicted model, not a curated record.